AUGGCUUGGCAGACACCUCUGAAUUGUCCUCAAAUGGCAGCAAGUAAUCCAGCAAUAAGCAACCCAACCAUGCAAGCAGGGAAUACACCAGCACCAGCUCUAAUCUUCGCAACAUACGACCCCAAGGAUCGAUCUAAUCCCCUUUAUCUUCACCCCAAUGAGAGUCCUUCAUUACAGCUCGUGACAGUCCAGUUGGAAGGCAGAUCGAAUUACCAUCCAUGGGCAAGAGCCAUGGAGAUGGCAUUGAGGUCGAAGAACAAGAUGGUUCUAGCUGAUGGAACCCUAGCAAUCCCCAACAAAUCAGAUCCCAAGUACUUUUACUGGUAUCAAUGCAAUACAACGAUCCUAUCGUGGAUCUUUAGAGCUGUGUCUCCCACCAUUGGACGAAGCAUACUCUGGAUUAACACUGCUGAGGGUGUAUGGAGGGAUCUGAAGAAACGAUUUAGCCAGCAAGACGUCUUCUGCAUUGUAGAAUUCCAAUCCGAGAUUUAUAGAACAAAACAAGGUACAUCAUCUGGGAAUGACUAUUUCACUCAAUUUAAACUGCUAUGGGACGAAUUAUUAGUAUUGAGACCUGUUCUUUCAUGUGAUUUCACACCAAUCAGUUAUGAAUGUGGUAGCAAUAUGUCUGAGAAAAUUAGGGCACAAUUAGAGAAUGAUAUGCUAUCAUCUUUUGUUAUUGGCCUAAAUGAUGAUCUCAAUAACACUAAGAGACAGAUUAUGUUGAUGAAACCAUUACCUGAUGUUGGGGAGGCUUUUGCUAUGGUCUCACAACAAGAAAGACAAAUUCAUGAAGUCUCCAUUUCUGUGAAUGAAAGCUUAGCAGGGGCAGGAGUCUUCUUCACAAAGUAUGAGAACAAACAGAAACAGAAACCAGUGUGUAGUUUCUGUGGAUAUACUGGGCAUACAAUUGAGAAAUGUUACAAAAAAAAUGGGUAUCCUCCCGGGUGGAAGCCAAGAAACAAAGGAAUGGGGGCUGUUAAUCAAGUGCAGUCCACCCCACAAGAACAUAUCAAUAUAGGAGCUAAUUCUUCCUCUUUCAAUCAAGAAGAUUAUAGGAGGUUCUUGGAAUUCAUGCAGUAG
Molecule: messenger RNA, 1083 nt
Organism: Ipomoea nil (Japanese morning glory)
Lineage: Eukaryota; Viridiplantae; Streptophyta; Magnoliopsida; Solanales; Convolvulaceae
Exons: 1
Coding region: 1-1083 (360 amino acids)
Source: RefSeq, a predicted model, not a curated record